GUUUUGAAAUUGCGUUUUGUUUGUGUGCACUUGUUAAAUGUAAUCAAUUGUUGCGAAGAUGUCGGAAAUAAUUGAUAUCGACAGUUCCACAAGCAGCUUGAGCUCAUCUUCGAAUUCUCAGCUUAAAGAUAUUACAAAUCACGCAAUAGCGGAUUUAAAAGAGAUUAAGAGCGAACCAGCAAACUAUGAGAAUCUAAUGGAAUCAAAGUUGCUGGAAGACACAAAGCCCAUUGAUAUAAGUGAAAAAGUUGAUUUUAAAAUAGAGUAUGCCCACGAUGAAAACACAAUUCAUGUGGACAAUACUGUCUAUGCUAAAGAAAAGGAAAGUUUUGAUGCUUUGGUGCAACAAGUACUCAAAGUUGAGAAACAUUUCAAAGAACUCGUAAAUUCAAAUGCACGUAAAGCAGACUUGCGUAAAGUUAAAAAAGAUUUGGUUAAGUUAAAUGCACGACUUACGACAUUGUCUCAAUUUAUUGAUUCGUUGCGAAUUGGAGAAGAGGAGCCAUCAGGUACCGAAGAAAAUAACAAGGUGCCUUGCUGGGGAAGUCUCUUUUCUGGCAUCAAUCGUCAUCGCCACAAUGCUGGUGGCUCAGAAGCGGAGUUUUAUAAUCACAAAAACAAUAUCAUAUCUGGCUUAAAAACACUUUAUGAGCCUGAAGGUCGUCCACUCGAUUCAUCAGAGUUCGCUGCACAACCCCAAGUGCUUUUGGUGAAGUUACUAAAGCAUCAAGAAACAGGACUGAAGUGGUUGCUAUGGCGCGAAACUCAAAAAAUUUGUGGCGGCAUAUUAGCCGACGACAUGGGCCUUGGAAAAACAGUGAGCAUGAUUGCACUUAUGUUGGUCACCAAGGAGCAGAUUCAAAAGCAAAAGCCAGUUGCCAAAAAUGACAAAAAUUCAAAAAAAGCAUGGCAGCAACAACUGCAAAUUUUUAAAAAUAAAGUGCUGAGCCAAAAACGCUUUAGCAUAUUCGACAGCGACAGUGGGGAGGAGUCUGAUGUGUCACCUCCCAAGAUGCCGCGCAUGUGCUACACAGCUCAAUCGCCUGAUAGCGAAAGUGAAGACGAUGAUGAAGAUGAACUAUUGCUGCCAGGACGGCAGCGCAAAAGUGCCGGCACUUUAGUAGUUUGUCCCAUGAGCGUUAUGUCGCAGUGGGCUGCUGAGGCCUCCAACAAGGUGGCCAGCAACGUUAUCAAAGUAUUUAUUUAUCAUGGCACGGACAGACGCAAAGUGAGUUUAUCUAGUUUUCGCAGCAAUGACUUGAUUAUUACAUCAUAUAGCACUGUGGUAUCGGAAUGGAAGAACACGGGCAGCGACUCCUGGCUGUUUAGCUUGGAUUGGCAGCGCUUGAUACUCGAUGAGGCACACGUUAUACGUAAUGCCAAGACUGCCACAUGUCAGUCAGUAUCCAGUAUUAAUGCACGUUGCCGCUGGGCGCUAACUGGCACGCCUAUACAAAAUCGCGCUUUGGAUGCUUUUGCUUUGCUGAGUUUUCUCAAAGUACCCAACUUUACGGACCUCAAUAAGUGGCGGAAGUAUCUCAACGAAGGCAUGGAAGGACAUCGACGCAUGAGCUUUAUAAUCAAGCCACUCAUGCUGAGGCGCACCAAGCUGCAGUUGCAGGCCUCUGGCGAUAUGCCUCCACUGCCGCCGCUACAAAUGAAUGUAGUCGAAGUACAGCUCACAACUGCAGAAAUGGCAGUUUAUAAGAUAUUAUCAGCCAUUUCUAUAAAACUUUUUGCCCAGUAUUUGAGACAGCGCGAACACCAGAAUAAGGACUUGAACUAUUACUCAAAUGAAACUAGACCAAGUUUUUUAAAUUGCGAAAUUGAACAAAGGCACGAAGAGAUUUAUCGCAAAUUUCUACGCUCACUUGGCUACAAUCCAGGAGAAAAAAUUCAAGGUAUUGUUAUCUUAGUGUUGCUGCUGCGUCUUCGUCAAUUCUGCUGCCAUCCUGGUCUCAUGGUCAAGAUGCUGUCCAACGUUGAGUCAUAUUAUGCUGGCAAUAGUUUCAAAACAAGUGUGCCGGAUGAACUUAAUACAGAUCUGCUGGCAGAACUGACUAGUCAUGAUGAGAAACAUGAGAUACUUGAUAGCGACGAAAAUCUAAACAUAAAUCUGCUAUGUGAAGAUGGGCAAGAGCUCAUUAAAGCUGAUGAAAAUGAUAUCAAGCCUGAACCACCAGAAAGUAUUUCAGAAACAAUUGAUUUAGAACUUGCUCAGAAGAUUUUACAUCCGAGCAAUCCAAUUUUUGAGCUCACGCGACGUUCAGCGAAACUGCAACAGGUUUAUGCGACUCUGCACCAAUUACUGGAGGAAACAAAUGACAAAAUAAUUGUCGUCUCACAGUGGAUAAGCUUUUUGCAUAUUAUCAAAACGCAUUUAGAAACAAUUGGACAAGAAGUACUAGAAUUCAACGGCACAAUGAAUGCUGAUGAGAGGAAUGUUACUCUACAAGAGUUUAAUGAUAAAACCAACAACAAGCGUGUCUUGUUGUUAUCGCUAACGGCUGGAGGCGUAGGCCUCAAUCUUAAUGUAGCCAAUCAUUUGUUGUUGAUUGAUAUACAUUGGAAUCCACAGCUAGAGCGCCAAGCGCAGGAUCGAAUUUAUCGCUAUGGGCAAAAUAAACCAACGUUUAUUUAUCGCUUUAUGUGCAAGGAGACGGUGGAGCAGCGUAUUAAAGCACUACAGGACUAUAAGCUAGAGAUUGCCAAUGUUGUGCUCAAUCUUGAGCACGGUAAAGCUUCCGGAGGCAACGGACUUACUUUAAAAGAUCUCAAAAAACUUUUCGGCAUGUAACAUGCCAAUCUUAUAUGUAUAUAUAGCAUUUAUUUGACCAAGUGCCAAACGAUUUUGUAUGCAGUAAUCUGUUUUUUAUUUUUAUAAGAAAGAUACAAUCAGAAGCCAUGUUUAAACUGCCUAUUCAUAAAGUAUAAUGUAAUUUCAUUUCACUACUUAAGCAGCUGCAAAUAAUGUUGAAAUGAAAUCAAUUUCUUUAAAA
Drosophila busckii is the source of this 2999-nucleotide messenger RNA. Its product is annotated as transcription termination factor 2. NCBI's taxonomy places the organism in Eukaryota, Metazoa, Arthropoda, Insecta, Diptera, Drosophilidae. Gene Ontology annotation, molecular function: ATP-dependent chromatin remodeler activity; ATP binding. The coding region runs from base 59 to 2797 and encodes 912 amino acids. The transcript is spliced from 5 exons. The record is from RefSeq and is a predicted model, not a curated record.